This is a messenger RNA of Parastagonospora nodorum SN15, 2202 nucleotides long. RefSeq lists its product as hypothetical. The transcript is spliced from 6 exons. Bases 1 to 2202 code for a protein of 733 amino acids. Gene Ontology annotation, molecular function: copper ion binding; primary methylamine oxidase activity; quinone binding. The record is from RefSeq and is a predicted model, not a curated record. Lineage: Eukaryota; Fungi; Ascomycota; Dothideomycetes; Pleosporales; Phaeosphaeriaceae. Gene Ontology annotation, biological process: amine metabolic process.
AUGGCCUGUUGUAUCAACAAGGCGUCAUCGGCCGCUGCCGUACACCCUCUGGACCCUUUGUCUCCCGAAGAGAUUGCUGCAACUGUUCUGGUUGUACGAGCUCAACAUAGCAACGUCGUGUUCAAUGCAGUCACUUUGAAGGAGCCAAGCAAAGUAGAGCUGAAAGCAUGGCUGGCGUCAAAACAAGGGCCAACCGCCCUCCCCCGUCGGAUAGCAGAUGUGGUAGCGAUCGGUCAAGGCAGCAAAGUGUACGACGCACACGUGGACCUCACAGAAAAUAAACUGAUUAAAUGGGAACUUGUGGACGGUGUUCAGCCCAUGAUUACUCCGGAAGAUCUUCAAAUCGUCGAGGGCAUUAUCAGAAGAGAUGAAGGUGUUAUAGAAGAGUGUCGUAUCUCUGGAAUACCUCGCGAAGACAUGCAUAAGGUUUUUGCUGACCCCUGGACGAUCGGUUUCGAUGAACGGUUCGGCUCCAGCAUUCGUCUGCAACAAGCACUCAUGUACUAUCGCCCAGAUGGCUCCGACGACUGCCAGUACGCACAUCCGCUCGACUUCUGCCCAAUUUUCGACUCAGAUGCACUCAAGGUCAUCCACAUUGACGUUCCGAAAACGAGACGGCCGCUAGGAAAGCAAGCGCCUACCAAUUACCAUGGCAAGAAACAUGGAGAGUACAGGACAGAUUUGAAGCCAAUUCAAAUUUACCAGCCUAAUGGAGUCUCAUUCUCGCUUGAGGGGAGGAUUUUGAGCUGGGCUAAUUGGAAGUUUCACGUCGGCUUCAAUUACCGCGAAGGUAUCGUGUUAAGCAACAUCACUUUCAAUGACAAAAAUACGCACACUGGGGUACGCGACCGAUCAAUCUUCUCGCGUCUCGCUCUAGCUGAAAUGCUUGUACCUUACGGGAACCCCGAAGCGCCUCAUCACCGGAAACAUGCCUUUGACUUCGGCGAAUAUGGCGCCGGUGCGAUGUCUAAUAGCCUGACGCUAGGCUGCGAUUGCAAGGGUUCAAUUCAAUACUUGGACUUCGAUUGCGUGACUAAGCACGGAGCAGUGAGAACAGUAAAGAAUGCUGUCUGCAUUCACGAGGAGGAUGCAGGCAUAUUGUUCAAACACACUGACUUCCGUGACGACUCCUCCACAGUCACCAGGGCUAGAAAGCUCAUCGUCAGCCAUAUCUUCACCGCAGCCAACUAUGAGUAUUGCGUGUACUGGAUUUUCUACCUUGAUGGGACAAUUCAACUUGAAAUCAAGUUAACCGGAAUCCUGAACACUUACUCUCUUAACCCUGGUGAGGACGCCGCGCCUUGGGGAACUGAGGUAUAUCCUGGAGUUAAUGCCCACAACCAUCAGCAUCUUUUCUGUCUUCGCAUCGAUCCUAGUAUCGAUGGCGACAAUAACACAGUCAUGCAAGUAGACGCACUUCCCAGCGAAGAGCCCGUCGGCAGUGCAGGAAACCCCUAUGGUAACGCCUUCUACGCAAAGAAGACUAAGCUAGCUACAAUGGGUAGCAGCAUGUGCGACUAUAACGCUGACACUAGUCGCACAUGGGAUAUUGCCAACCCGAAUUGCCUGAAUCCGUACAGCAAGAAACCAACCUCAUACAAAUUAGUGAGUCGCGAGGUACCGCGCCUGAUGCCAAAGGAAGGCUCUUUAGUCUGGAAGCGCGGUGGGUUUGCCCGACACGCAAUUCAUGUUACGAAGUAUAAGGAAGAUCAAUUAUUCCCGGCAGGCCGACAUGUACCACAAACCAGUGGCGAGCCUUCUCUAGGUUUGCCCGAAUGGAUUGCCGCCAACCCACACGAGUCGGUCGAUAAUACGGACAUCGUUGUCUGGCACACGUUUGGUCUUACUCAUUUUCCCUCCCCGGAAGACUUCCCUGUCAUGCCCGCAGAGCCUAUGAGCAUCCUUCUCCGGCCUCGUAACUUUUUCACAGAGAACCCAUGCAUGGAUGUGCCGCCUAGCCACUCCGCGACUCCCUCUGACGUCAGGACGGGAAACAUCGGGUACACGGGAGGCAUUGAUGUCAACAAUAGAUGGGGGUUGCCACAAUCUAUGAAACACAAUGUUAUUAAAACGAUCGAAUCGGUAGUGAUCUUCACGGAAUCGUCAAUCACCACCGUGCCAGCAUGUAGAUGCAGCGAAGACCCCAUGCUGUACGUCCCUCCCGGGGGCUCAUAUCACGGAAAUGUUUUUGGCCGUAUGUAG